AUGGUUUCUGGGUGGAGCACAAAAGGUUAUAUGGCAUGUCCUGUAUGCAAGGAAGAUGUAACUUCUAGUUGGCACGCUAGAAAAGUUUGUUACCUUGGUCAUCGGAGAUGGUUGCCAUGGGACCAUGAGUGGAGGGAAAAAGAUAAAGAGUUCGACGGGAACACAGAGCGUCGCCUUAGACCCAGAGAAUGGUCCGGUGAUGAGAUAUUGGACCAGCUUAACCGGUUGGAUUUUGCUCUCUUCGGGAAAACAGUUAGUUGUAUCAGACCUUCUACACAUAUGAACUGGACGCACAAGCCUAUGUUUUUUGAGCUCCCAUAUUGGUCGAAACUAAAAUUGAGGCACAAUCUAGAUGUGAUGCAUGUUGAGAAGAAUGUAUUCGACACAUUGGUGGGCACGAUUCUAGAUAUCGAGGGGAAGACAAAAGACACGAUCAAAGCUCGUCUUGAUUUGGAAAGAAUGGGCAUACGAAGGGGUUUAUGGAUGAAUAGGGACAAUGAUAAAGCUAGAAGGGAUCUUGCAUUCUUUUCUAUGAAACCGAAUGACAAGAAAAAGUUUCUAAAGUUUGUAUCGUCAGUAAAGUUUCCCGAUGGGUAUGCUUCUAAUAUCGCACGUUGUGUGAAUGUUGACGGGGGUAAAUUUACUGGACUUAAGAGCCAUGACUGCCAUGUGUUUAUGCAACGCCUACUUCCUGUUGGUAUUCGACACCUAUUGCCGGAAGAUGUAGUGAAGCCAAUCAUUUUGUUGUCCAGAUUUUUUUCCCAACUGACGGCAAAAACUUUGCGAAAAACGGACAUGUUUCAGUUGCGCCAUGACAUUGUCCAAGUCCUAUGCAAGUUUGAGAUGAUAUUUCCUCCAGCUUUCUUCACAAGUAUGAUGCACGUGAUGGUUCACUUGCCAGAAGAGGCAUUGCUUGCUGGUCCUGUCAACUAUCGCUGGAUGUAUCCAAUAGAAAGGCUUCUCGGAGAGCUGAAAAAAAGUGUAGGCAACAGGGCGAAGCCCGAAGGAUCAAUCGUAGAGGCUUGGGUUCAAUAUGAGUCGCUUACUUUCUGCGGAAUGUAUUUAAAAGAUGUGGAGACGGUUUUCAAUCGUCCUCAGCGCAAUCAUGACGGAGGUAUGAGAAAUGAAAAACUUUCUGUUUUUGCCCAAAGCGCACGACCCUUUGGAGAUCCUGGACGCGGAGAGUCGUUUUCUAGAAAUGACAUGGAGGUAGCGCAUUGGUUCGUACUGAACAAUUGUGAUGAGAUCAUGGGAUACUUAUAUGAGCAUGAAGAGAUGAUGAAGCGAGAACAUCCAUCACAUUUGGUUGCCCAGAAACACCGUGAAUUGUUUCCACAAUGGUUUUUGGAUUCUGUGAAUAAGUUGAAAUCAUCAAAUUCCCCAACUUACAGUGAUGAGUUAUAUAACUUGGCGUUCGGCCCGAUUCGCGCUAAAUUGUUCUCGGGUUGUAAUGUCAACGGCGUCAAAUUUUUGGGCGAAGCACGAGAUGACAAGUUGUGUACGUAA
Molecule: messenger RNA, 1506 nt
Organism: Prunus armeniaca (apricot)
Lineage: Eukaryota; Viridiplantae; Streptophyta; Magnoliopsida; Rosales; Rosaceae
Source: the annotation of a GenBank genome assembly